AUGGAUGGUAGAAGUGAAUCGGUUCUAAAAAAAUAUAAACUGGUGGCACCAGAUGGAGGAUGGGGUUACAUGAUUUGUAUUGCCGCCACAAUGGUGUUUUCUAUAACAACAGGCUUUGGUGCCUGUUUCGGUCUGCUGUACCAUGACCUAAUAGUCAAAUUAAAAAUAGGAUCGACAAUGAUCACAGUUGCCUCAGGUCUUGGUGUGUUGGUGAAUGCAUUAUUUGGUUUCCUUACGUCAGCACUCCUCAAGAAGCUGUCCUUUCGACAAUUGGCAUUUAUAGCAGCGACUAUGUUCAAUAUAGGUGUUAUAGGACUAUAUUUAUUCCAAUCAAUUGCAUCGUUCUUUAUAUGCUACACUUUCUUACAAAGUGCCGGUUUUGGACUUCUAUUAAAUCUGACUAGUACCAUAUUAAACGAUUAUUUUACAACUAAACGAUUGUUCACUGUGAGUCUUACUCAAACCGCAGUAGGCAUUACUUGUAUGGCAAUACCCAAACUAGUUGAAAAGAUAUCAGAAAUAUAUGGCUCUCGAGAAUGCUUACUAAUAAUAUCAGGAAUAAGCACACAUCUCUUUCUCGCUGUGGCAUUAAUGCAACCCGUACAAUGGCAUGUGAAGAAAAUAAGGUUACCAGAUGAUGAGGUAAUUGAUGAAAAUCUAACACUGCUGGCUAAUCCUACAAAUGAGAGUGAUAAUGUGCCUGUAGUCAAGGUUACCGAAAUAAAAUCUCCCGAAGUACAAGUAAUAGAGAAAACGGAUAUCGAAGUGCCUUUGCCAGAUAAGAAGCAAUCGGCCAUCAAGAUAUUAGUAAGCGAGCUGUUUGAUAAAGAUAUAAUAAAAAUAGUUUAUUCGUCAAUUAUUAUUGUGGGCCCAUCAUUCGCAUUCUUCUGUGAUUUAACAUUUUCCAUGAUUUUUCCACAAGCGUUAUAUUCUUUACAAUGGAAUUAUGAAAAUGUUGCAACGGCUAUCUCUAUUGUGGCUUUCGGAGACACCGCAGCGAGAGGAGUGUUCAUUCUUCUUAAUAAUUGGUUAUAUAAGAUGGGAAUAGAAAAAUUAUUUAUAAUCGGAUUAGGUAUUGCUUGCAUAGCCAGAAUAGGAAUGCUGCUAUCAAAGGAUAUUACUCCAGUUUUAAUAUUUAUGACUUUUAUUGGAGUUAGCCGCUGUUUCUUUGUAAUACUGGGACCUUUGGUAAUCGUCGAUGCAGUGGGAGUUGAAAAAUUUACAGCCGCCAAUGGUACUUUUAUGAUGGUCGUAGGAAUCAUUAGUAUAGUAUUAGGACCUCUCACUGGUGCUGUGAGAGAUAUUACAGGCAGCUACACAGUAGUAUUUUCCAUAAUGGCUGGUAUUAUUCUAUUAGUAAUGGUGAUAUGGAUAAUUGAACUAUAUUAUAAAGAAAGAAAAUAUAGAAGAUCACAACGAAAAGCAUCGACAAACCCAUAAAAGUUGUAGCAAAAGUGAGGAAAUUUUAAUCUGAUUUAUAAGGAAUAGAGUGUGGGCGCCAAAACAAGAAAGCUUUUUUCUUACGCAUUACCUAUUCAUAAUCGCACAG
Achroia grisella is the source of this 1549-nucleotide messenger RNA. RefSeq names its product monocarboxylate transporter 7-like. Lineage: Eukaryota; Metazoa; Arthropoda; Insecta; Lepidoptera; Pyralidae. Bases 1 to 1440 code for a protein of 479 amino acids. Gene Ontology annotation, molecular function: monocarboxylic acid transmembrane transporter activity. The transcript is spliced from 11 exons. The record is from RefSeq and is a predicted model, not a curated record. Gene Ontology annotation, biological process: monocarboxylic acid transport; transmembrane transport.